UCCGCUAGAGCGAGCUGUAAGUACUUACGUACUCAGACUGCACUUUUGAGAUAAACUUAAAUAAUUAAAUUAAACAUAUUAUUAAAGAAAAAUGGCUGAUAAUCCUGAUAUUCAAUGGGCAUUGAAUAUUCUUACACCUGAUCCCGAUUAUGAACCUUCUCUUUAUGAAAAAUACGGAGCGAUUGUCGGAGUGCCACUUACAUUUUUUGGAGGAGCAUGUUUUCGAAAUAAUUUUUUGGGUAAACCUCCGUUUGCAGGUUUGCAAGUACACAUAAUUGCAGCAUUAUUAGGAUUUGUAGUAACGUAUAAAGUAUCACAGUAUGCGAAUAAUUUUUAUGCGAAAAGAGAUCAGAUGCUUCGUCAUUAUGUUACGUUACAUCCAGAAGAUUUUCCAGAGCCUGAACGUAAAAAGUGGGGCGAAGUGUUCGAAAAAUGGACUCCGAACCGUUAGGAUUAUAAUUAUCGUUGUAUAAUCCAGUACCUUUCGCAUCUCCCAACCAAGGGUAUUUAUAAGGACAUUCUCUACAUGUUUCCAAGUACCUGUAAAAUCAUUUGAUAUUAUAUUACAUAAUAUUUCAUUUAAGCU
Molecule: messenger RNA, 586 nt
Organism: Polistes canadensis
Lineage: Eukaryota; Metazoa; Arthropoda; Insecta; Hymenoptera; Vespidae
Gene: ND-B14.5B
Product: NADH dehydrogenase [ubiquinone] 1 subunit C2
Exons: 4
Coding region: 92-451 (119 amino acids)
Biological process (GO): mitochondrial electron transport, NADH to ubiquinone
Cellular component (GO): mitochondrial inner membrane
Source: RefSeq, a predicted model, not a curated record